GAGAGCAGGACGAUGUUGGCCCAUCUGCAGUGGAUGAUCGUUCGCAACAGCUCCAACUUCCUCCUCAAGCAGAACAAAGCAACCUACAGCACCGAGCCGAACAACCUGAAGGCCAGAAACUCCUUCCACUACAACAGGCUGAUCCAUCGCAAAACGGUCGGCGUGAAGCUCAUGGCAGACGGGAAGGGGAUUGUGGUGGAGCUGAAGAAACGGGCAGUCCAGCGCAAGCCAGCCACGUCCUAUGAGAAGACGGCCAUUAACAAAAACGCCCAGGCUACGCUCAACAGCCUGCGUCACAUCAUCCACAAGAACAGCUUCCGCAAGGAUCUGUGCAUGAGCGCCCUGCGCUGUGCCAGUGCCAUCCUGCAGAGCCAGAAGCCGGUGGUGGUGAAGAAGAAGAGAACCUGGGCUACCAAGACGGCGUGA
This is a messenger RNA of Caretta caretta (loggerhead turtle), 426 nucleotides long. Lineage: Eukaryota; Metazoa; Chordata; Testudines; Cheloniidae. The record is from RefSeq and is a predicted model, not a curated record.